AUGGCAACUACAACUAUGGCUAAGCGAGCUCAAGCCAUGUGGCGAAUGAGGCUACAUUCGGCCAUUCGUACCGCCUUAGCAUGCAUAAUAAUCGGCUGCACCACCCUACUUAGCCCGCCCUCUAUUGCAAGACAUCUGGCAUUUCCCUCCUUUUCGUAUGUAACGGCCAUAAUUAUUGUGCCAGAUGCCACCCUAGGGAAAGUUUUAAGGGGCUGUUGGAGCGCGUGUUGUGCCACGCUCCAAGUCAUGCCCCUUUCUAUGCUUGGGUUAUGGAUUCAUGGCUUCGCCACUGAUGAUAUUAAUAUAUCGCCCCUCAUAGCUGCUUUGAUGGUGGCAGGGAGUGCUUUUGUGGUGGCGUUGCCGGGGAAUACGGAUUUGAUGUCUAAGCGGAUUGCUUUCGGGCAGCUGGUUGUUGUGUAUGUGGAUGCUGUUAUUCAUGGAAUUCGUGUGAAUAUAGUGAUGCACCCUCUACGAGUUGCAUCUAGUACUGCUCUUGGAGCUGUGGCUUCUGUUCUUGCUUUGUUGCUGUUCUUCCCCUGGCUAGCUUAUUUUGAGGUGAGGAAACUAUAUGGUAUGUAUGCUGAAAAUGCUUCAGAGAGAUUGAAUCUUUACAUCAAAGCCCUCCAUUCUCCAAAUGAACAAAUAGCUAUGGAGAUCCUAUCUCAAGCCAAACCAAUUUCCCUAACAGGAUCCAAGCUUCUUCAAAGUAUCAAACUCUUAGAGGGAAGUUUACGAUGGGAGAAACCUUGGCUAAGAUUCAUAGUUCCCUGUUUCACUGAUCCUGGAAAUGGUUUGCAUGACAUAGAAAGUCCAAUGAAAGGAAUGGAAAUUGCUUUAACUUCUUGUCCUUGUUUUAAAACAACAAUUAUAGAUGAAAAGCUCAUACAUGUCUCACAUCGCGUGCUACAGCUACUCGGUCUAAAACUGGAGCAAGCUCGUUGUCUUUUGCGAACACAUUCAAUGAUAGCUACAGAAACAGAAGGCGUAUUCGAGAAUGAGUUUACCAGUUUGUCCCCUGAGUCAAUUUCCCUGACAAGCCUAGAUAUACCAGCAAUUUUCUUCUUGUCUUGUAUCAAAAUGUGCAUAAAUGAUCUAAUCAUGACUAAAGGAUCCAAAGAUUCAGGAGGAAGUGAUAAAGCUAGCUCGAAACGAGUCUGCAUCAAUUGGACAAACCUAAUGAACCGCGGAAGCCUAGUAUUCGCGUGCAAGUGCUCAAUUUCGUUAGGAUUGGCUGUACUACUUGGUCUGCUAUUUAACAAACGGAAUGGAUAUUGGUCAGGGCUUACAACAGCCAUCAGCUUUGAAACAGGAAAAAUAGCAAUUUUUACGGUUGCAAAUGCUCGAGCACAAGGAACAGCUCUAGGAUCAGUCUAUGGAGUACUAGGCUGCACUGUUUUUCAAAAUUUCGCGAGAAUAAGAUUCAUAGCUAUGAUCCCUUGGAUAAUUUUCGCUUCAAUUUUAAGGCACAGUAAAAUGUACUCUACAGCAGGAGGAGAUGCAGCAGUUAUCGGAGCAUUACUGAUUCUAGGCAGAAAACGUUAUGGUCCCCCCAGUGAAUUUGCUAUUGCUAGACUCACCGAGGCCUUAAUUGGAUUAUCAUGUUUCAUCAUCAUAGAGCUUGUUAUCCAACCAACACGAGCAGCAACAAUCGCGAAAAAUCAUCUUCUUCUGUGCUUUGAAACACUUAAAAGUUGUACUAAACAAAUUGACUUGGACUCAGGGCAGAUCAAUGGCUUUAUGAAGAAGCAAAGGCAAUUGAAUUCUCAAGUAGAGAAGUUACAAAAGUUCAUAGUAGAUGCAGAGUUGGAGCCUGGUUUCUGGUUUACGCCUUUUCCUGUUUCAUGCUACCAAAACCUUCAACGAUCUCUAUCAAACGUCGUGCACUUACUGUAUUUCAUGGCCUACAGUAUAGAAUCUCUUAUACAAGCAUUAGAUAGUUGUGAUGCUGAUAGAAACAAGAUCCAGGAACACUUAAACAAAGACAGACAGAUUGUCAAUGAAGCGAUAACCUCUUCAAUGAAAUGUAUUGAGACAACUAUUUCUAUCGGAAUGUCAAGAGCUUUCCAAGAUCAACCAGAAGAUCAUAAAAUUGUUUAUGACCUCGAGGAGGGAAAGUCACAACGCGAUUAUACGGCUACUUCUACGAGCAAUAAGGAAUGGAAAGCUUCAAGUGAUUUUCUUGAGCACUCAAAAGAGGUUGUAGAUAACAUGACAUCAAUUGAAGGAAAAGAAGAGGUUAUUAGAAAGAUGAUUCUUUGUUUGUGUUCAAUAGGAUUUUGCAUGAGUUGUUUGAUGAGAGAAGUAAAAGAGUUAGAGAAAGGUAUAAAAGAAUUGGUGAAUUGGGAACAUCCAUAA
Solanum stenotomum is the source of this 2355-nucleotide messenger RNA. RefSeq lists its product as uncharacterized. The transcript has 3 exons. Bases 1 to 2355 code for a protein of 784 amino acids. NCBI's taxonomy places the organism in Eukaryota, Viridiplantae, Streptophyta, Magnoliopsida, Solanales, Solanaceae. The record is from RefSeq and is a predicted model, not a curated record. Gene Ontology annotation, biological process: transmembrane transport. Gene Ontology annotation, cellular component: plasma membrane. Gene Ontology annotation, molecular function: transmembrane transporter activity.